Messenger RNA from Hippocampus comes (tiger tail seahorse), 471 nucleotides. It is a transcript of the gene rpl36, whose product is annotated as ribosomal protein L36. The transcript has 4 exons. Lineage: Eukaryota; Metazoa; Chordata; Actinopteri; Syngnathiformes; Syngnathidae. Gene Ontology annotation, biological process: translation. Gene Ontology annotation, cellular component: ribosome. The coding region runs from base 128 to 445 and encodes 105 amino acids. The record is from RefSeq and is a predicted model, not a curated record. Gene Ontology annotation, molecular function: structural constituent of ribosome.
GCUUCAUCCUCCAGUCUGACGGUGGCGCUGUCCCGCGGACGUCAUUGUCUUCCGGGUGAACCCUUCACUUGGCCGCCUGGUGCAGCCAUCAGUCCUUCCGGCUUUGCCGCCAUUACAGACAGCAGACAUGGCUAUUCGCUACCCGAUGGCCGUCGGCCUCAAUAAAGGCCACCGAGUCACCAAAAACGUCACCGCCCCCAAACACAGCCGCCGACGCGGGCGUCUGACCAAGCACAGCAAGUUUGUCCGAGACAUGAUCCGCGAGGUGUGCGGCUUUGCUCCGUACGAGAGGCGAGCCAUGGAGUUGCUCAAAGUGUCCAAGGACAAGCGGGCGCUCAAGUUCAUCAAGAAAAGGAUUGGCACCCACAUCCGGGCCAAGAGAAAGCGUGAGGAGCUGAGCAACGUGCUGGCCGCCAUGAGGAAGGCCGCUGCCAAGAAGGACUAAUUUGUCUGAAUAAAUGUUUGACUAUA